Messenger RNA from Morone saxatilis (striped sea-bass), 2712 nucleotides. RefSeq names its product NAD(P)HX dehydratase (gene naxd). The record is from RefSeq and is a predicted model, not a curated record. The coding region runs from base 583 to 2490 and encodes 635 amino acids. NCBI's taxonomy places the organism in Eukaryota, Metazoa, Chordata, Actinopteri, Moronidae. Gene Ontology annotation, molecular function: ATP-dependent NAD(P)H-hydrate dehydratase activity. The transcript has 11 exons. Gene Ontology annotation, biological process: metabolite repair.
CAUUGCCGUUAGCUAAGCUAUCCGUGGUUAUAUAACGCUUCAUGGUGCCUGUUUUCCUCAUGUUGGUGGAGGAGUUGACGGGUAGUUGGUUGUGUAACCAGGGUCACUAGGACCCCGCAGACACCUAGCAUGGGCGGAGAAGCAGGCGGAGAAAGGUGAAGUUCCCCUCAGAGGACUGAUCAGAGGUCAGUUCUGUAAUUUCCCCAAUGACGCUUGAGGCAGCGAAGGGGGCUCGCGGGCACCGAUCCCCAGUCAGUUUAUUUCAAAGUACUACGCUACGCAUUUUGCUAUCGACGUAAAAGGAUAAACAUAGACGGCUAGGCUUUAGCUAGCACACAGAGUUGAUCUUUACAAGCUGCUGUGAUGGUUCCCGUGUUAAAAACUACAACUAACAACCCCCCCCGAGCUGCCUAACGUUACAUGGCCAGUUGUCGCUGUUGACGCUGUUCGGGGUUAGCGGCGCCCCGCGGCUUUGAUGCAGCGAGGAGCAAAGAUCCAGACCAGACGUCCAUCAUAAUCCGCAGUGUCAACAUCUCCAUUCAACUCCUGCUGGCGGAGGGUUACUGUGAGCUUGGAUCCGCUAUGCAAGCCAACACAACGCGGGGCUUCCUGUGGUCGGACGUGGAGACGAGGACCUUGUUGAACAUCUGGGGGGAGCAGGACAUCCAGACGGCGCUGGAUGGAAACUUCCGAAACAGCUUCGUGUACCGCGACGUCUCCCGGCGGCUGGCGGCGAUGGGCUUUGAGAGGACACCGGAACAAUGCAGGGUGCGGAUCAAAAGCCUCAAGAGACAGUACCUGUUAGCGAAGGAAGGCAAUCUGCGGAACAACGGGCAGUAUCACAAGAUCUGUAAGUUUUAUGACACCAUGGAGAGGAUCCUGAGCAACCGGCCCGCUCUUGACCCCCAGGAGUUCAUAGACAGCGGGGCCGGAGGAGAGGAGGCCGUGGACGGCCUGGAGGAGGAUGGAGAGGAUGCUCAGGAUGUAUACUCGGAGAGCACAGGGGAGUGUCCUUAUCCUGCAGAGACUGAAGUGAAGUUGGAGUACCCAACUGUCCCCAUAUCUAUUCCAGUUAAAGUGACAGUGGGCAAUAACAGCGCUCCAGUGAGGCCACAUAACAGCAGCCAGCCGGCCAGUAAUUUGUCGUCCAGAACACCUAAGCGGCAGAGGAAGCGGCGUGCCAACUUCCCCAUGGAGAAACUAAUGGAGCAGUUCCUGGAGCAGAGUACCCAGGCCGAGGAGAACUUCUACCGCAUGGAGGAGCAGCGCUUGCAGGCAGAGGACCGCCGCAGAGAAGCCGAACACACCAGAGAGCUGCACAUGCUUCAGAUGCUCGGCCAGAUGUUCUCCAGCAUCUCCUCCUCCAGGCCCAGCUCCGCGGCCACACCCUCCAAAACGGGUCCUCCUACCCGUGCUCCUGUGUUCUCCAGUGCCUCCCCGUCGUGUACACGUGGCCAAUCCGGUCACGUCAGACGCCCUUCACCCCAGACAGACUGUUUCACCCAACAAGGUCAACUUUUGAACCCCGAUCCGCAGGCACUAGUGUUUGAACGCUACUACAGUUUGGGGUCUACGUCACACAGAGGCAUGGACGAUGACCUCAUCUCACUGAUUAAAAGCAUUGUCCCUCCACUGACAUCCAAAAAGCACAAGGGACAAGAUGGACGUAUUGGGAUCAUUGGAGGAUGCCAAGACUAUACUGGAGCUCCAUACUUUGCUGCCAUCUCAGCAUUAAAAGUGGGGGCUGACUUGUCUCAUGUGUUCUGCACCAAAGAUGCUGCAACUGUAAUCAAAUCAUACAGUCCUGAGCUCAUCGUUCACCCUGUUCUGGACAGUCCUAACGCAGUCGAAGAGAUAGAAAAAUGGCUCCCAAGACUGCACGGCCUUGUGGUGGGACCAGGUCUAGGGAGAGAAGACUUGUUACUGAAAACAGCCAAGGAGGUGAUAGAGAAGUCUAAAGCCAGAGAUAUCCCUAUAGUCAUUGACGCAGACGGCUUAUGGCUAGUAACACAGCAACCAUCUGUCAUUCAAGGGUAUCCGAAGGGCAUCCUUACACCUAACUUCAUGGAGUUCACCCGACUGUACGAGUCACUGCACCAUGAGCCCAUGGACAGCAAUGAUCACCAACGCAAUGUCCUGCAGCUCAGUGUAGCCAUGGGCAACCUCACUCUGGUGCUAAAAGGAGAACAGGAUAUCAUUACAGAUGGCAGUAAGGUGAUCUCAUGCAGCAUUGAAGGCAGUGGGAGAAGAUGUGGUGGACAGGGUGAUCUUCUAUCUGGAUCUUUGGGAGUUUUGGCACACUGGGCCCAUGCUGCUUCUGCAGCUGGACUAUUGAGAAGUGUGAAUCCAUCGGUGGUUGCAGCAUACGGGGCCUGCUCUCUUACAAGACAGUGCAACAGUCAAGCGUUCCAGCGACAUGGCAGGUCCACUACUACAUCGGACAUGAUCCAGGAGAUUGGAUCAGCCUUCAAAAAGUUGUUUGAAAGCUGAAAAGGCCAACUAUAAUAAAUAGUUUUAAAAGCUAUAAAUACAUACUCAGAUUUGCAUUCUUAAAAGCUGUUAAUAUAACCUACGGGUGGGCUAGUAGAAAAUGUUCUCAUCAAGCUGAAUUUGAAUGAAGAUGUGGACUAUGCUUUCAAAGACAGCACUUAAAAUGUGGUGCACUGACGUUUUAGGUGUAUUAAAUGAACUCUGCAAGAAAACCAACAAACA